Molecule: messenger RNA, 2184 nt
Organism: Exophiala bonariae
Lineage: Eukaryota; Fungi; Ascomycota; Eurotiomycetes; Chaetothyriales; Herpotrichiellaceae
Exons: 2
Coding region: 1-2184 (727 amino acids)
Molecular function (GO): zinc ion binding
Source: RefSeq, a predicted model, not a curated record
AUGGCUAAGCAGAAACAUGGCCGGCGGCAAUCCAUAGGAGCAUCGGAAAGAUCGACAAUUGGCGGUACCAUUGGCAAGUUGGAACUUCCUUCCGGGCAAGUUGCAACUCAGAAACCGGAGUCGCAACUUCAACGAACCAAUCCCCGUCAGUUUCAGAUCGGUCAACUGAUCAAAAGAUUCUCGCCAAUUCAAAAGGAACUCAAUGACGCUACAGUCUUGUCGUUUACGUUGAAACCAUCGGAUCCCGAUUUCCCGUUUGAUCUGGCCGGUCUGAAUUGCCAUCUCACCAUUCCAGCAUCAUAUCCUGAUCAUGGCACACCUACCCUCCGUGUCACUAACGCCGAAAUGGCGCGGGGCUUUCAGAUCAAUGUCGAAAAGGGAUUCGAUUCUUUGGCAGCCGAAGAGCCGAGGAAGUCUCUGUUGGCGUUAAUGAACGGCUUGGACAGAAGCCUCGAACAAUUCCUCACAGCUGAGAAGGCCCAAACCAUCAAACUUGUCUCCAAUGCCGACCGGCGGCACCUGUCAGAUGCUAUCCCACAAGUCAUCCCACCAGUUUUACAUGUGCCUUUCCCGAAACCUCAAAAGGUGUUUGUUCCUGCUCCGACAUGGUCCACGGAGCAGCUCUCCGAUGCCCAGGCGAAGCGUCAAGUAGACGUACGCCAGCUUGAUGCCCGGAUGGGGCGCCUAUCGGGAUUCUCCAAGAGCUCUGAUGGGACGAGGUUCACUAUCCCAGUUCAGAUCCCGCAUGUUGCGAGGCUGCCAGUAGCCUUACAGCCCCUGAAAGAGAUUACUUUGAUAGUACCCAAACUGUACAAUUUACAGCCAUGUACUGUUCAUCUCAAUGGUGUUUAUGGGGACGAGGUAGAAGGCGUGCAAUUGUCGUUCGAGAAGCAUGUUCGUGAACAAUUAGGCAUGACUCUCAUGGCACAUGUCAACUAUCUCAUUCAAAACAUCCACAUGAUGGCUACUGAGGGAUUGAACACGACUGCUCCCCAACCUGUCGUUCCUGAACCAGCCCAGCCUCCUUUUGCAGAAGAGUCACCCGCAGUGGAGGAAAUUUCAGAGCAGACAGGGAGAAUCUUGGACCCAGACCACCCACAUGUACUGGUCAUUCCCCGACCCCCAGAGUGGGAUCAUCAUGGAUCUGAAUCCGAGUACGACUCUGAUUCGUACGAUUCUGAGGAUUACACAGACUCCGAGGGUGACUACGAUGAGGAGAACGAUGGUGUCGAAGGUGGUGCAACGUUGCCCAUCGACACUGCUGGAGUAUCUUCAACGCCAGCAGAAAAAGGUAUCCUGCUUUCUUUUCCUAAUCUCGAACUCCACGGCAUUGAGCUACUGACUAUCUCAUCCCUCUCACUUUCUGUCAAAUGCCUCCGGUGCAAGACUUCCCUUGAUGUCCCCAACAUCAAACCUAGUCUAAGCCCUUCAAACCGGGACACCAUUACAGCUUCCACCACAACAAGCACACGUACUGAAUCAUGUCCCAAAUGCGCAAGCUCAUUCGAAAUGACUUUUACGCCUCAACUCCUUCAUCAGAGCUCCAUCCGUGCAGGCACAGUGGAAGUCAUCGGUUGCACAAUCGCAGACAUGCUCCCCUCGACCUUUCAGCCUACCUGCUCCACCUGCUCGACACCAUUUCCCAGCCCUCCCGGCGUGGUUUCUGUACGAGGCGACACACCCAUCCAAGUGUGCCGAUCAUGCCAUUCCAAGAUGACAUUCACCAUCCCCGAGGUCAAAUUCCUCCGUCUAUCGGCUGCAACUCGCGACCUCCCCCUCCGCAAACCCAGACGCGAGAACCUCGGUGUCACAACCGGCACUCCACUUCCCCUCAACGGCACUUGCAGCCACUACUCGCACUCCUACCGGUGGUUCCGCUUCUCAUGCUGCGGCAGGGUGUACCCAUGCGACCGCUGCCACGAUGCCGCAGAAGCACACGUCAACGACCGUGCCGAACGCAUGCUUUGCGGAUGGUGCAGUCGCGAGCAACGCUUCCGACCCGAGGACUGCAGCCACUGUGGGCGUAGUGUCAUUCGUCGGCGGAGAGGUGGCGGUGCCGGUCGCUUCUGGGAGGGCGGCAAAGGUACGCGGGAACGGGGCCUGAUGAGUCGCAAGGAUAAGCGCAAGUACAGGAACAAGCGCGCUGACGGUCAGAGUGCCGGAGGGGCCACGAAGAAGAAUUGA